UGAAGUGGACCGAUUAUGUCCAUUUUUGCACCUCACCUAGCAUUUGCAAAGUUGGAGCUAAAUCGGAAUAUCCUUUCUUUCUGUGUAGUAAAUUUUUUCUCUGAAAAUUUCGACCUUAUGUGAAGAAGUAAUCAGUAGAAGUAGACCGAUACUGCUAAUCUACGAACUUGAUUUAAGUUUGAUAAUAAUAUUACCAUGUUCCAAGUUUGGACCAAAUCGGAUAGUCCUUUUGAGUGUUAUCAUGCGCAGACGGACGGACAGACAUUGCUAGGUGGGCUUUUUACUGACGAAGUAGCGGGCACAUGCUAGUUUGAUAUAUAAUUAUAUAGUAACAUGUACUACUUCAGUUAGAUUUAUUAAAAUUGUGAACGUUAUCGAUGAUAAAAUGUCUAGUACUUUUCCGCAAAAAAUAAAUAAGAAUAGCAACAUUGUAAGAGAAAAGAGUUCAACUGAUAAUGCAAGACAAAAGACUAAACGGCUUAAAUAACUUCGCGUUACAAGAGAACAGAUGCCAGUUCAUGUCUGGAAAUGAAUCCUGAUAAGAGGUGCAUAUAAAUGGAAAUGCAGUUUAAAAGAGGCUUUAGUUUUCUUGCAAUCCCGGUUGAUCUUAACAGUAACUCGGAAAAGACAAUAAAAAUGAAUACCUUGAGUUGUGUGCUGAUACUGAUUUGCUGUUCUGCAAUGAUCUUUGCUGAACGUCCGGAUUGGUAUCCGCAAGAUAUACCAGCAAUCGAAAUCAAAUGCCGAGAAGAAAACUCUAUUAAAACUGACAUCAUGGCGAAAGAAUGGUCUAAUCAAAUUGAAGACACUCCAAAACUACGUAAAUUGAUGUUAUGCCUUGCCCGCAAAAAGAAUAUUUUCAAUUCCGAAAUGGGUUUUAAGGCCGAUCGGUUUCAGAUUAUUUUGAAAGAUCGAAAAAAGGUGGAUUGCAAGCUGGAAUUUAUGGAAGAGUGUGUAAAUGGUGCUAAAGACAUAAAACCAGAUGAUGUCAUGAUAAUGAAUAUAAUGAAAUGUUUUGUACCAGGCAUGGAGGAAAAUUGUAAGAAAAUUGAAUAA
Molecule: messenger RNA, 1056 nt
Organism: Musca domestica (house fly)
Lineage: Eukaryota; Metazoa; Arthropoda; Insecta; Diptera; Muscidae
Exons: 2
Coding region: 556-1056 (166 amino acids)
Molecular function (GO): odorant binding
Source: RefSeq, a predicted model, not a curated record